Messenger RNA from Leptopilina boulardi, 738 nucleotides. RefSeq lists its product as uncharacterized. Lineage: Eukaryota; Metazoa; Arthropoda; Insecta; Hymenoptera; Figitidae. The coding region runs from base 105 to 605 and encodes 166 amino acids. The record is from RefSeq and is a predicted model, not a curated record. The transcript is spliced from 3 exons.
AUAAAAUAGUAUUCUUUUGGCUCAAAAUUCAAACACAUUUAUAUUUAUUUGGCAAAUUCAAAAUUUCAUUUUAUAAUAGAGAAAAAUUAAAAAAGUGUUUAAAAAUGUCUGAAAGUGAAAAUUCAAAAAUCAAUUUAGAUAAAAAUAUGAGUAAUAAAAAGAAACCCAGAUUGGAAAAAUUGUCUACGCCAAGAAAAAGAAUUGACAAUAGUGUAAGGUUAAAUGCUUUUCAGGUGAGACCAGGAGCAUUAACAUAUGAAAUAACUGAAAAUGUAAACAAAUUAGCUCAACCUAAAUUGCGAAACAUUUCUGAUAAGUUUAAAUAUUUCAGUCCAUCAUUUUUAUCAAUGACACCUCUAUUAAAACCGGAAAAUCUUGUUGAAAAAUCGCCAAUAAGUAUUGCGAUCAACGAAGGGAAUAAAGAUCAAAAACCAAAUAUUGAAACUUAUGCAAAAAUUACAGCAAGACGUAAAAGUAUUUAUCUUAAACGAUUGCAUGAUUUUUCAAAACCAAUGAAAAAAUCACUCGAAUUAGGAUAUGGAGGUGUUAAUUCUGAAAAUAAAUUUUCUCAACUAAUGAAAAACUAUUCAGGAAAAAAACGUUAGAAAAAUAUAAUUAAAAAAAUUAAGAGCGCACAUACACAGUUUUGAUUAAAUGAUACAAUAAAUAUUUCAGUUAAUUAAAUAUAUAUGUUCAAAAUGAUUUUAAUAAAUAUAGAAAGUGAUAAUUAAAAAAUAA